This is a messenger RNA of Labrus mixtus (cuckoo wrasse), 3999 nucleotides long. Its product is annotated as GRB2-associated-binding protein 1-like. NCBI's taxonomy places the organism in Eukaryota, Metazoa, Chordata, Actinopteri, Labriformes, Labridae. The transcript has 13 exons. Bases 466 to 2751 code for a protein of 761 amino acids. The record is from RefSeq and is a predicted model, not a curated record.
AAUGUGGGAAGAGGGAGUCUGCUGGGAAGUAGAUACCCUCUCAGAAGGAGGUGUGACUCAGUCGUGGACAGAGUAUCUGCAGGAAACUACUGGAGACGUAGAUGAACAACCAACAGAGCUGGGUUAAUUCAUAAUAGAAUCGGUUCACCUUAAGGUUCGACUGACCGGAAGCCUUUUUCAAAGACUUUAAAUCUUCAUUUAUUGAUUGGAAGUUGGGUCGAUACACUGGUUUGAUUUAAAGAUUAUUGGAUUGUUUGGAGGUUUGGAAGCAUUGGUGACAGAUCCAUAACAGAUUUGCUUCCCAAACUAUUAACUGAACAAAUUGUCUGAUUGACAGCUGGGAAACCUAACAGACUAACUUUAAGUCUGUCAGCAUUGACACCAGACUGGAUUCCCGAUUAACAGAUUGGGAAAACAGAUAAUUUACCACUAACUGUGUUGGAACCUGUUUUGUUGGCUUUCAAGAUGAGCGGAGCAGAUGAAGUGGUGUGUGAAGGCUGGCUGCGAAAAUCUCCACCAGAGAAGAAACUACGGCGUUAUGCAUGGAAGAGGCGUUGGUUCGUGUUGCGGAGCGGUCGACUCAGCGGGGAGCCAGACGUCCUGCAGUACUACAAGAACCAGCAGUCCCGCCGACCAAUCAGGACAAUCAACCUAAACCUGUGUGAACAGGUGGAUGCUGGCCUGUCGUUCACCAAGAAGGAGCUGGAGAGCAGCUUUGUUUUCGACCUGAGGACGGAGGAGAGGACCUGGUACCUUGUGGCUGAGUCUGAAGAGGACAUGAACCGCUGGGUGUCCUCCAUCUGCCUGCUCUGCGGCUUCAACCCGACCGAUGACGUUCCGGACAGAACCUCUGUUACUACCACUUCGUCCACCAGUGGUCCAACAAGUAUCGCCAUGGCUACAGGGUCAGUCCCACCCCCCUACAAUCCGGUGAGAGUGCGCAAUUCUGAUGGCAAUACGGAAGACGACUACCUGUGGUUAUCACACUGCCAGAGUCAUAUCAGGCCUCCGUUAGGCUCCUCCACCUCUCUUGAAACCGACUACAACGACAACCUCUACCCUCCGGCCUCUGCAACCUCGUCCUCCUCUUCCUCUUCAUCCUCUCCUUCCCUUCAUCCUAACGGAGUCCCGCUCCCUUCUUCUUCCUCCUCGUCCUCCUCCGGCUGUAGGACUGCUCCUUGGAAAGCCUCCACUAUGACUGGUCCUUUCAGCCAGUCGAUGGAUAACAGCCUGAGUUUGGACCAGAAACGAGCCGAAAGACUUCGCUGUCACCCGUCACCUCAUCCCAGGAAACACUCCCUGGAUAUCCACCUGCGACCCGUAGCUAUACCUCUCUGUGAUGAUUUAAACUCCACCAUGCAUCCACAUUCACACUCCAGCACCAGUGGUUACCAGAUCCCCCGUCCAGCAUCCACACCGCUACCACGCUUCUCUCGCCGCCCAUCCUCUACCCCCAGUGUGGACUCCCUUACCCAGGCAGAGCUCCACACCUCCACCCCGACUCCUCCUCCACGGCCGCCAAAGCCUCCGAGCAUUGCUGCCCAGGGAGAGAGCUCGGCUGUAGGAACGCUCCCCAGGUCUAUCUCAGAGCAAGAGAGGAGGGAUGGAUUUGUGGACUCUGUGGCCACGUCAGGACACACAAAGAUGGGCUGCGACUCUUUCUACAUCCCUCGCUCGCUGUCCGACAGAGCGAGCAUGUUUGAGUUCAGUGAGAGCUUCAACAAUUACUUUUUGAAUAAAGGUAUGGUACCUCUGGGUAGCGUUUGCUCUGAGGACGACGAUGUGGAUGAAAACUAUGUUCCCAUGAGCGCUGCCACUACUGAGCCUCCUGUUGCACCACGGAUGCUUCCUCCUCACCCCUCUGACUCCUCCCACCAGCUCCAGGACACCAACUACGUCCCCAUGACCCCCGUCACGCCCUCCCUCCCCGUUCAUCCCACACCUGCCGUAGGUGACCCGGCGUCUCUGGGGAGGCAGGUCCCCCCGCCCAUCCACAUGGGUUUUCGUAACUCGCCCCUCGCUCCCCUCACCCCGCCGCUCCGGAGGAACACCAUAAACACCGCGGGCGGAGUGGAGGUCAAAGCCGUGCCUCCCCCGAUUCACCGCAACCUGAAACCACAACACAGAGGAGUUUCUGUCGGUCAGCCUGCAGAGAGGUCGGACAGUCAGACCGCUGGAGAGCCAAAAACCAAGACAAGAGUGAAACCUGCUCCUCUGGACUUCUCUGCAGUGCAGCAAGACUGGCAGGAAGUCCCGCCCCCUGUCCGCUCGCCUGUCACUCGCACCUUCACACGAGAUCCAUCCACUCGGCAGUCAGUCAGACCAAACUCUGCUCAAAGCUCCUCCCCCUCCUCCGACUCUGACGACCCGGACGACAGCUACGUUGCCAUGACGACGUCCUCCGGCCUCAGCUUCAGCACCGGGGAGCCGUCUCUGAGGCUCAUGCUGCACCGGGUGUCAGAGGGAGGAGCCAGCAGCCCGUUGCUAUGGCGAGCCAGAGGCAACAAACAGGUGGAGUACCUGGACCUGGACCUCCACACGGGGCGAUCGACAUCAACCAGACAGAAACGCAGCACGGCAGAAGGUGAAACCGGCGACGGCGAGCAACCCGGAUCAGGCGAGGAGCGUCCACUUGGGCAGCGUACGCGCGUGGACUACGUGGUGGUGGACCCCAAAAGGACGAAGGCCCUGAGGAACACCAGAGAGGCGUGGCACGAUGGGAGGAUGUCGACGGAGAAGGAGAAAAGCUAGAAGAUGAAGAGACGCAGUUCAAAGCUUUUUAGAAUCAGCGCCGAGGAGAGAAGAAGAAUGGACGAUCCCUCCUCCCUUACCUUCAUCCCUCCUUCCCUCCAUCCUUAACUUCAUCCCUUCAUCCUUACCUUCAUCCCUCCUUCCCUCCUCCCUUACCUUCAUCCCUCCUUCCCUCCUCCCUCAACUUCAUCCCUCCUUCACUCCACCCUUACCUUCAUCCCUCCUUCCCUCCUCCCUUACCUUCAUCCCUCCUUCCCUCCUCCCUCAACUUCAUCCCUCCUUCACUCCACCCUUACCUUCAUCCCUCCUUCCCUCCUCCCUUACCUUCAUCCCUCCUUCCCUCCUCCCUCAACUUCAUCCCUCCUUCACUCCACCCUUACCUUCAUCCCUCCUUCACUCCACCCUCAACUUCAUCCCUCCUUCACUCCACCCUUACCUUCAUCCCUCCUUCCCUCCUCCCUUACCUUCAUCCCUCCUUCCCUCCUCCCUCAACUUCAUCCCUCCUUCACUCCACCCUUACCUUCAUCCCUCCUUCACUCCACCCUUACCUUCAUCCCUCCUUCACUCCACCCUUACCUUCAUCCCUCCUCCCUUACCUCCAUCCCUCCUUCCCUCCUCCCUUACCUUCAUCCCUCCUUCCCUCCUCCCUUACCUUCAUCCCUCCUUCCCUCCUCCCUUACCUUCAUCCCUCCUUCCCUCCUCCCUUACCUCUUUACCUUUAAGAUGAGUUGAAGAAAUAGAGAUAAAACAAAUGAACAAAUAGUUUUUCUCUUCCUUCUUUCAGGCAGUGAAGUGUCUGAAAGAAGAUUUACGUUUCAUCCCACGAGGGGAAAUAAAAUGUUGCACUCUGUUGUUGAACAUGUUACACACACAAACAGGAUCCUGUGGACAUGCAGUGAGGACCGGGACUUGAACCGGCGACCCUCUGGUUCCCUACAGACUGAACUACUGCUGCACCAAUAAAAUAUAAGUAAGACACUAAGCACAAGAAAACCCACCAGAAUCUCUUAAAUAUGAGUGUGUCUGUACUGAAGUCUCAAAAGCAACAAGUCUUUUAUUUUGAAAAUCUCCUUAAAAGAUGCUGUGAAGAAACAAUCAGAAUAAUGAGAUGGUUUUCUGCAGCUCAGUGAGCGGUGUGCAAUGGCGUCAAAUCGAAUGUGUGGACAUGAUGAUGUCAUAUUACUGCUGGAUGAUUUCUCUGAUUCUUUGUGAUUUGUGUCAGUAAAUAAAUAAACAUGUCACAUCUUU